CACAAAGCCCAAUAGUGCAAACCAGAAAUAAAUAAAGAAAAAACGAAAUUAUUAAAUAAAAGAAAACGAAAUUAUUAAAUAAAAAAAAUUAUUAAAUAAAGAAAAACGAAAUCAUUAAGUUAAGAUACCAUCAUUGAUAAGUUUAACAAAACAAAACGCGGGGAUAAGGGUGCCAGUCACGCGUGGUUCAUUCCACAGUGAGUGUGUCUUCAGCGCCAAACAGGGACGUGUUAUUCACAGAGAAAAUGUCAGUUUUAAAAAGGACACAAAUUAUGUUUCUAAUAUUGACCAUCGCAACCAGCCUGCCUUUGUCAAAUGCAACGUUACCUAAGCCACCACAGAUGCAACAGUUUGAGACGGAAGAGGAUAUGUUGAGAGCAUAUAUGAUUGAGGGUUAUACAUAUGAAAAGAUGCUUCUGUGUUUAUCAUUGUAUCACAGCAUUACAUGGAGCGUCCGUAAACUUAAACAAAGACUAAAAUCUUUCAACCUCUAUCGAAGGAAACACAUGACUCCUCUUCCAAUCGUUGAAGAUAAAAUAAAAGAGGAGUUAACUGGCCCUAACAGUAAUGUUGGGUACAGAGAAAUGUGGAGGACACUACAAAGAAAAUAUAAACUUGUUGUUGCAAGGAAUAAAGUAAUGGAAAUUUUACGGAGAUUGGACCCCCAUGGCAGUGAGAAAAGGAGGACACGGCGUUUGCAAAGACGAAUUUAUAUCAGUGAUGGUCCUAACUUUACCUGGCAUAUGGACGGUUUUGAUAAAUUAAAACCGUAUGGAUUUGCAAUUCAUGGUGCUGUAGAUGGAUUUUCCAGACGUGUCAUGUGGUUAGAAGUAUGUGCCACUAAUAAUGACCCAGCUGUUAUUGCAGGUUAUUAUUUGAAUUGUAUAGAACAAAUGGAAGGAAUCCCAAAGAAUCUUAGAACAGACCCUGGGACCGAGAACAGCACAACAGCAGCGAUACAAACAGUUUUUUCUGUGAACGAAUUAAGUCACAGGUUUGUCACUUCUGUAAGGAAUCAGCGUAUAGAGGCAUGGUGGAGCUAUUUUAAAAGAAACAAAGCUCAGUGGAUGAUGGACUAUUUCUCCGAUUUGUAUUCAGUCGGUAUUUACAAUCCAGAUAAUCGAUUUCAGAAAUCUUGUUUUCAGUUUUGCUUUAUGAAUAUAUUACAAAAAGAACUCGAGAGUACCGCAUUAGCAUGGAACUCUCAUAGAAUAAGACCAAACACAGGCUCGUGUCCUGCAGGAAUUCCAAAUGAAAUAUAUUUCUUACACGACCUCUACAGCAAAUCAGACUUUAAACAGCCAAUCAAUCAGGACCAAAUCAACAAUAUGAGAGUAAACACUAAACCUAAAAAGUUGUGUGAUGAUAACGAUGUAGAAGAAUACUUAGAGUAUGUCAAAUCCUUUGCAGAUUGGGAUGAACCAAGUGAUUUUGACUCUGCGUUAAAACAAUAUUUGAGACUUAUGCGCCUCUCUGGCGAAAAUUAACAACAUAGAUAGAUAGUAAUAAUUAAUAAAAAAAAAAAGGCUUAAGAGGUAUUCAGAAAAGGAAAGUGUACAUGCAUGCCCUGCAUAUUCGCGAACUGGAUUUCAGAGGUCAGAAAGGCGUGAAAGAUCUACAUUGUAUUUAAAUAAUAUUGUUUUUAGAGAGCAACUGUUCAUUAAACUUGGAUUUUUAUAAUUCGUAUUCGAAAAUUCAGAAAUGUAUAGUUUUUGCCCCAUGCUUCCGUCUCCGUCUGUCCAGCUGUCUUUCUAUUCGUCUGCAAAAACUUUAACACGACUAUAACCUUUGAUUGGUUUGAGCAAUGGGUCACAUAUUUCAAAAAUAUAAUCCUUGUGACAAUGCUUUUCUUUACGUAUCAACAUAUUUGACCCCUUGACCUUGGAGUUUAAAAUAAUCCAGCCAUAAAUUACCUAAUAUUAUAACCAUGGCCAUAUCUUUUGAACGAUUGGUGCUAUAAUAGCUCUCAAAUUUCACAUGUGUAUUUAUUGAAACAAGAUCUUUCAAGGAAUAUAAAUAUCUCUGACCUUUUGACUUUGACCCAGUUAAAAAAAAUUAAAAAUUCACAAAUCUUUUGAACAAUUAGUACAAGGGUCUUCAUAUUUCAUAGGUGUAUUUAAUGUGACAAUGCAUUCCAUACCAACAAAUUUGACUUUUUGAACUUAGAGUUUGACCUGUUUUUGAAAAAAGUUAAAUUUGGAUUUUGAACUUUUGAACAUUGGUGCUUCAUGUUUGGUUUACAUUUCAAAAACCUUUAACCUAAGCCAAAAAUUUUAAUAGCAAGUGUCUGGGCUCUCCUUUUUCACAUAUAUAUUCAUUGAGAACAAGUCCUUUCUUCCGAUAACUAGUCAACCCUUUAAUCCUUGACCUUGAAGUUUGACUAGUAUUUGAGGAACUUUAACCUUCGCUAAAAGCUGACAUAUUGGGAAGAAAAGUGUUUCACGAACACAUCCUAGUUUUUUUCUGUCUUGAUAUACGAUUACUUUUAAUUUUACACGACAUCCAUUAAAACAUGUUUAUUUUUCUG
Messenger RNA from Saccostrea cuccullata (small rock oyster), 2527 nucleotides. RefSeq lists its product as uncharacterized. The record is from RefSeq and is a predicted model, not a curated record. NCBI's taxonomy places the organism in Eukaryota, Metazoa, Mollusca, Bivalvia, Ostreida, Ostreidae. The coding region runs from base 246 to 1487 and encodes 413 amino acids. Gene Ontology annotation, biological process: DNA integration. Gene Ontology annotation, molecular function: nucleic acid binding. The transcript is spliced from 2 exons.